AUGAGCUCCAGCGGCGUACGUCAUGGCAAGCCCGGCGAUGAAAUGUUUCUUCAGAGACCUUUGGCCGAAGAUUCGCCAACUAUCGAACCAUUAAGGAUAUACAAACGCGACUCAUGCUCCCCAGAAUCCGACAAUCAACAUCCACCUCACAUACACUCCGCUGCCUUUGCUCUUCCUCCCGGCGCAUCGAGCUCACCAGCUCCACUGCCCUACCCAGAUGAUCGUCAACGCUUCCAACCACGGCCUGCCAACGGUCGGACAACAACAAGCGAACAGGGCAGAGUCUCGCCAGCAUACCCUGCUUCGCCUCCUCGCGUGGGUUUUGCAGAACCUGCAAGACCGGGUGUGCCUGAAUACCCGUCUGCGCUACGCCCUCGAGGAGAUGCCCAGUCAAGCUCCAGGUUGGCAGAACGAAGGGCAAACAUACCGAAGCCAUUGCCGGACUCACCGGGACCAGAAGCCCCAGACAAAGAAGGGCUUUUCCAGAGGCUGCCGCAGAGAGACAGAGAAUCGUCAAUAGCGGACGCCCGAAAACCGUCUCAGGCUGAAGUCAAUCCGUACCCCGAUUACUAUCAGCAGUACUGGCCACCUCCAGGAGGGUCUACUUCUGGUGACUCAGCCCCAUCUGGAGGCUUGAAUGUUCCGAACCCUGCCGGUGUGAAUAGACUGAGUUCGACUGCCUCUACGUCGACUACAAAAGCUCAGCGUGGCUCUCCACCUCCCCCCGAAACCCCGAUACUACCACCAGGGGACCCGCUGGGAGGGGGUAUAGAAGCGCGCUACGCUGCGGCAGGCAUCGCAGGUACAUCCACAUUGACAAGCCUGCAAGCUCAGAAUGCAGCUGCCGCACACAGAGCAGCCCAGUACCCCCAGCCUGCGAGAGCGCAAGAGUCGGCAGCGCUGCAGCAGCCAGACCAGACGAGAAGGCCUUGGACACCUACAGAGCAGCCUGGAAGUCAGCCUCAUGGGCCUCCGACGGUAUACCAAGGCCCCGGCCAGGCCUCUGGCUCACCUCCCGUACAAUCGCCGAUCCCUCAAGGGCAAGUUACUUCUCCAUCCUCACAAGUGGGAAGGACUACCGCCUCAGCAGCUCUGGAACAAGAUUUUCAACGAAUGCAUGUCACAUCGUCUCCUCCACCCGCUUACUCGCCAGCUGGAUCCUCCGCCACUGGGACACAAGGUUAUCCCAACGAGAAACAUUCUCAAGCAGUUGGAGGUGACGCCGCGGGAGCGACUGUUGGAGGUGCAGCAGGAGCGGCUGCGGCGGUGAACUCUCGAGCAGAGUCCGGCAAUCAAGGCCACCCAGCAUUCGCCCAUGAUUCUCCUAGACCUCAAGUGGCAACGGCGCUACAGCCACUACAAGCAAGCACUCAAGCCUCUAUACAAGUGCCGACCAAAUCAUCUCCUGCGCCUGCUGGUCCUGGGCCUGCUUCACCUCCACCUCUUCCAGAGGGCUGGAUCCAUCACCUCGAUCCCAACUCAGGCCAGUAUUACUACAUUCAUCUACCUACCCAAUCUACACAGUGGGAGUUUCCCAAGGGGCCAACACCUCUCAAUCUCAAUGAGCCCCUGUCACCAACCGGUAGUGUCAACUUUGGAAAUGCGCUUGCAUCUCCAGGCCUUAGUGCGUUCAGUGGUAAGCCAUUGGCAUCUCCAGGAUUUCAGCCAUCCACACCAGGUUAUCAAGAUAGUAUCAUGAGCAUGCAGUCCUCAACUCCUACCGUAGCAGGCUUUUCCGGACCUCCACCAAGUGCAGGCGUGGAUAUGUACAGGAUUGCGCCUACUAAUGGAGUUUACUUCGGGCCUUACCUAAGGUAUACCAAUAUGGAUCUACAGAGGGGCAUUUGGCUGGGGUCAAUAUUGCUCAUCACCGACGCUCCUCAACCUCCCACUAUACAUAUCCACCAAAGCGUAGAUCUCUCUCCAAACCCCCGCCAACUGAAAGCCAGUCAAAUCUCCGUUCAUCAGCGCUGGACUUUCUAUCGGUAUGAUGUAGAUCUACAGAUGGAGGAGCAUACUAGUGCAAAAUGGACCUAUGCCAUAACUUCUCAUCUUGGCUGCACAAGAUAUGAAUUCUUAGUUGCGGGCCGUAAUGAGACGAACUGGCGAUUCAUUGCGACUUCUGGCAACGACUUCUCGCUCAAUGUCAAUACCAAUGAGCGAGCUCGUGUGGGUGGCAUCGGUCAUAUGUGGAAGGACAUAAUGCAAAAACACGUCGAGUGCGGUGGUUUCCAUACGCAGCUUGGCUUGGGCGAUCAGAUAUAUGCCGAUAGAAUAUGGAAGGAGAUUCCUUUACUGAAGCAAUGGCUAGCAAUGAGUGGCAAAGAGAAUAGAAAGAACGCUCAGUGGACGGCCAAGCACGAAGAAGAUGUCUCACAUGCGUAUUUCCAUUAUUAUACCAGUCAUUUCGACCAGCCAUACUUGCGAGAAGCUUUUGCGCAAAUACCGCACGUUUUGCAGAUUGAUGAUCAUGACAUUUUCGACGGUUUCGGAUCAUACCCUGAAUACAUGCAAUUUUCUAACAUGUUUAAGAAUAUUGGCCGAGUCGGCAUAGAAAUGUACUUGCUUUUCCAGCACCACACCACUCUGGAGAUUCUCCGCAACGUGAGUACGGACACCGAUAUCUUCACCAUUACUGGCACUGGUUGGCAUUUCGUGAAGUACCUUGGGCCUGCAGUCGUCGUCGUGGGUCCGGACUGCCGAUCUGAGAGGAAUCCCCAUCAGGUAAUGGCUGGUCCAACGUACCAGGGCCUCUUCCCGAAAGUCGCAAUGCUACCGCCUAGUGUGCAACAUUGCAUCUGGAUGAUUUCGGUACCAAUCGUGUAUCCAAGACUGGAAGCGGCUGAGCAGAUUGCUCACACCGUUGCAACCGGUAAGAAAGCCGUGACCGGUGCCUACAACCUCUUGGGUAAAGUGACCAGCUCGGCAGCUGGAGUUGUGGGUGCUAAAGGCGUUGUCGGCUCUGGCUUUGACUCUGUGAAGAAGGCUGUCGGCAAGUCUGGUCUCAUGGGCGGGAUAUUGAGUCCAUUCGGCGACAUUGACAUGCUCGAUGAACUGCGCGAUCAAUGGACGCACGAAUCCAAGGAUCUUGAACGCACUUACCUCAUUCGUACCCUUCAGAGUAUAUCCCACCAAAAAUCAAUUCGUAUGACUUUUCUAUCAGGUGCCGUCGAUUGCUGCGGUGCUGGUAUUGUGCACGAUCCGGCAAAACCAUCUGAUCACAAGACCAUGUACCAACUCAUAUCUGCCUCUGUCGUCAACACCCCCCCUCCAUCUUACGUCCUCAAGCUUCUCCACGCCUCCCAGAAACCGCUAUACAUCCCACAGAACGGACACCGCUCGAAUAAUGCGCCGAGCGAUACAAAGGAGGACAUGAUGGAAAUAUUCGCUGCAGAGCCAGAUGGAAGACAGCGAGAUAUGAGGAAGCUAAUGGGCAGGAGGAAUUAUGUGGCAAUUGUGGCUUACGAUCCGGAAGUUGUGACGGGGACCUUCGGACAAACGAACAUGCAUGGCACAGCGACUGGGAAGUUGAGCUUGGCCGUAGAUUUCAUGGUGCAGACCGAUGCAGCGGGGAUGGGGGCGGUGGGGGUGAGUAAAUAUGGGCCUGUCAUUGUGCCUAGUUUGGAAUAUGGCAGAUGA
Molecule: messenger RNA, 3639 nt
Organism: Letharia columbiana
Lineage: Eukaryota; Fungi; Ascomycota; Lecanoromycetes; Lecanorales; Parmeliaceae
Exons: 3
Coding region: 1-3639 (1212 amino acids)
Cellular component (GO): membrane
Molecular function (GO): protein binding
Source: RefSeq, a predicted model, not a curated record